This is a messenger RNA of Peromyscus eremicus (cactus mouse), 624 nucleotides long. It is a transcript of the gene Ankrd66, whose product is annotated as ankyrin repeat domain 66. Lineage: Eukaryota; Metazoa; Chordata; Mammalia; Rodentia; Cricetidae. The coding region runs from base 43 to 624 and encodes 193 amino acids. The transcript is spliced from 4 exons. The record is from RefSeq and is a predicted model, not a curated record. Gene Ontology annotation, molecular function: protein binding.
CUUGGUCCCUGCCCCAGAGUUUCAGGUUCAGUAGAUUCUGUAAUGGAACUGUCGAAAAUAUCAGACAUGACAAAGCUCCACCAGGCCGUGGCAGCAGGGGACUGCAAUUCAGUGAAGAAGAUUCUGAAGAAAGGUCUCUGUGACCCAAACUACAAGGACGUGGACUGGAAUGACAGGACGCCUCUCCACUGGGCUGCAAUCAGAGGGCAAAUGGAAGUGAUACAUCUCCUGAUACAAUAUGGAGCCAGACCCUGCUUGGUGACUGAUGUGGGCUGGACCGCAGCUCACUUUGCAGCUGAGUCAGGCCAUCUGAAUGUACUCAAAACUCUCCACGCACUGCACGCUGCCAUUGAUGCUGCUGACUUCUUUGGAGAUACACCCAAGAGGAUCGCACAGAUCUAUGGGCAGAAAGCCUGUGUGGACUUCCUGGAGAAGGCAGAAGCAGAAUGCCGGGACCACCGCCAGAGAGGGCUGUUGCUUGAUGAGCGGGACCCAGAUUGGGACCUCAAGAAAAGGGAGCUAGAGCAGUCUCUCCCUGCCCCAGAUCGAAACACCAACAAAAAGAGUAAUAAGAGAAUCCGAGGCUCCACCAGGCUCAGCCAUUCCAAGGCCUGGAGGGUAUGA